Messenger RNA from Leguminivora glycinivorella, 831 nucleotides. RefSeq names its product transmembrane protease serine 9-like. Gene Ontology annotation, molecular function: serine-type endopeptidase activity. Lineage: Eukaryota; Metazoa; Arthropoda; Insecta; Lepidoptera; Tortricidae. The record is from RefSeq and is a predicted model, not a curated record. The transcript has 5 exons. The coding region runs from base 1 to 711 and encodes 236 amino acids. Gene Ontology annotation, biological process: proteolysis.
AUGUGGCUACCUUCGGUUGUAUUUGCCAUCGCGGUGACCUCAAUAUACGCAUUACCUGCUCAGAGAAGCAAUGAAACAGGUGAUGAGUUAUCUUCCCGCAUUUGGUAUGGAGAAUAUGCCAAUAUCGCGGACUACCCAUAUUACGCGUUCAUCGGAAACUGCGGUGCCGGCAUCAUCUCGAAUAGGUGGCUAGUCACGGCAGCUCACUGUGUCGAACCGAUAAAAAAGCGACGGAACAGAGCCUGGGUCGGGGGAAAUACAACUAAAACUAGCCAACUUUACACAUUUGAUCGUGUAUUUGUCCACCCACUUUAUAACGAUGACGAUGUGACCAUUAAUGAUAUCGCCCUUCUGCACCUGACCCGACCGCUAACAUUCAGUCGCACUGUACAACCUGUGGAACUGCCUGAGACGGAAUAUGAACUAAAUGUUGUCCACAGAUUUGCUGGCCGCGGAAAAGAUGAGCAUUACCGUCCUACUAAACACCUAAUGAGUAUGAAGGUUCGUACGUUGGACGUAAAAGAAUGCGUGGCCAAUGUUCCUGCGCAUAAUCAUAUGCAUUGGAAAUAUCCUUUAGAUAAUGUUAAAAAUGUUACCAUUUGUGUUAAACCAAUAAACCGGGAAGUUGUCAUGGUGACUCUGGCAGUCCUCUUGUCCGGAACAACGUUCUCGUUGGCCUCUGUUCCCACGGGCAGUCUCAAUGCUACAUAAAAGCGGCAGAAUUUUACACCAACGUCGCCCCUUUCGUGGAUUGGAUCAGGGGAAUUACUGACAUUGGAUAUUCCGACUUGGGAUAUGGAGAAGAUAACAAGUUUCAAUGGAAUUAUAGGU